This is a messenger RNA of Manis pentadactyla (Chinese pangolin), 2325 nucleotides long. Its product is annotated as coiled-coil domain-containing protein 150-like. The record is from RefSeq and is a predicted model, not a curated record. Lineage: Eukaryota; Metazoa; Chordata; Mammalia; Pholidota; Manidae.
ACUCAUAGGGAGCACCGUUACGAUGGAAACAUUGAGAAAUGCUUUCAUAGGGGAAGUGGUUUCACAGAGGAAGCCUUAAAACUUUCGGCAGAUGUUAAAGAAGUACCUUUGGUUUUUGAAUUAUAGGCAAACUCAGAACUCAGUGCCACCAAGACACACCUGCAACAGCUCACCUGAAAGAUCUGUUAGUAGUGAAGGUGAUUACUUGUCAGUAUGUGGCCACUGAAGCUGAAGACCUUCUGCAGGACACAUAGCAUUUUAGUAAAUGAGUAAAGAAAGUUAGACAACACGCAUAUACACGACAUUUAGUGAAGAAAAUAACCCAGGAAUGUGUUACCUAAAGAGAUUCAUUUCAGUGUCUUAUAAAUUUACCAUGUAUGAAAUUAUCAUUUUUUAAAUCUUUAACGUUCAGCAUAAGCAUGUGCGCCUUUUGUAUCUGUAACUGUGUGCACAUAAAGCCCUGGUAACCAAGCAACCAUAUUGUGACUUCAAAUGGAAUCCUGUUAGGGUUCUAACCCCUGAGCAUGCUGGUAAACAGGGCCUUUGUGAGAUAGGCUCUUCUACAGGGAGUUUGAUUCAAAGUGUGUUUCUUCACUAGGACAUACUUUACAGUGCGAUUUCUUCAUUCUAAAAGCAAAGGAAUACAUUUCCAAGCAUAUUUUCCACUGCGGUUUCAUUUAGAACAUUGCGUUGUUUCUCUAGUAAAAGGGGAACUCGAAACAAUUCUACUUGAGUUGAUCUUACUGUUUCUAAUUGGUGAUGCUGCCCAGAAGAAGGAAGUCUCCGGAGAGGCCUGCACUUUCCAGGCCCCCUGAAAGCUAUCGGCCCCACGCGAACACUGGGAAGGAAAGAGCUGCCUCCGCUGGACUGCCCAGAGUUACUCCCGACUCCACACGCCCUGUGACCUGUGCUCCAACCCGGACUUUGAGAUCUUCUCAGGAGAUUGGAGACUCUGGAAUCUCUCUAAAGACUCUUUUCAAUGCUAUUAAAACUAUGGAGGGGAGGCUGGAAGGUAAAAUAGACAUUCUUGCUUCAAGACCAUUAAUAAAUGAUGAGUCGCCAAAUUUUCUUAAACUGAAUUCGGAGAAAUCCAUUCUUGAAAAGAAUGAGGAGGAGCUCUCACAAACAAUGAAGUGUCGUGAUGUAGCCCCGAGAGAGAGUCAGAAGUUGAAAGGAGACCUCGAGGCUUUGGAGGACGGGGAGAAUAAGAAGGGGGGAAACUUUCAGCAGCAAUUGGCAGAGGCUAAAGAAGACAACUGCAAAGUUACACUCAUGUUGGAGACCAUGCUGGCUUCUCACAGUAAGAUGCAAGCUGCUCUGGAAAAAGUCCAAACAGAGCUUGGGCUGAGGGACUCGGAGAUUGCAGGCCUCAAGAAAGAAAGGGCUCUAAAUCAACAGAGGGUGCAGAAACUAGAAGCAGAAGUGGACCAGUGGCAGGCGAGGAUGCUUGUUGUGGAUGCCCAGCACAACAGUGAGAUGAAGACUCUACAAAAAGCUCUAGAUGUAGCGACAGAAGACAACAGGAAACUGGCGAUGAGCCUGGGGCAAGCUCUCCAGACAAAUAAUCACCUGCAGACAAAGCUUGACAAUGUUCAACAGAAACUGGAAACCAAAGAACUGGAGCGACGCAGUUUGGAAACGUUCAAAGAACGGAUGACAGAAGAGUCCAAAAUGGAAGCAGAAUUUCAUGCUGAAUGCAUAGAAGCUCUAAAAAAGCAAUUUCAAACAGAGAGAGAAACUGCAAAGAAAGCAGCGCAGUGGGAGACAACUGAGCAAAUAGAAACAGAAUUGAGGCAAAUGGAGCUAAUUAAGGAUCAAUAUCAGAAAAAAAACUAUGAACAGUCACUGAGUAUCCAGAAAUUUGUAUCUGAAAUGGCUAGCCUACAGAAAGAGGUGCAGCUGUUGGCCAGGAGCCAGUAUAAUAUCUCAACAGAGAAUAAACAGCAAGAGCUGCGCCUCGAGGCAGAGCGGAAGAUAAGCCAAGAACUGGAGAAUCGGUGCCAGGAAUUGGAACAAACUGUCAGAUACCUGAAGAAAUAUAGAGAGGCAACAGAGAAUAAACUGAAAGAAGCCAGUACGGAAUCAGAACAGAUCACAGCAAGCCCGGAACAAGCUCACCACUGGUUUAAGUGCAGGUUCGAUGGCCUACAACACGAGCUGACAGAAAACCGGCUGCAGAGGCUGCCCCGGGAGGACCGGUGGCUGGGAGAGAACCCAGAUAAAAGGCAAAACAUCAUGUCCAGCCAGUCUGUUCUACAUCAAUGGGAAAAACAGAAUCUUAGACAUGUGCCCAAAAAGUAUCAUUCUGAACUACAGAGAAAGUGA